Molecule: messenger RNA, 2880 nt
Organism: Prorocentrum cordatum
Lineage: Eukaryota; Dinophyceae; Prorocentrales; Prorocentraceae
Source: the annotation of a GenBank genome assembly
AUGGGCAGCGUCGAUUACUUCCCGGCCCUCGGCGACCGAGGCGUCCCCGCGGGCCCGAGGCGCAUGGUGGCCCCCUCGCGGGCGCAGGACUCCGUCUUCGAGUUGGCGGACGUGGCCACGACAGCGCCCGCGGUGGAGGCUCUGCACGCUCGCCGGCCGGAGCUGUGCCGGAGGAUGGUCGAGGCAGACCGUGGCGGUCACGGCGUUACAGCUGGCUCGCAGCUCACUUUUGAGGGCAGCCAUCCGAACCCAGUGUUUUGGCCGAAUCGCUGCAAGAUGGUGCGGUGCCGUCAGAUGGCGCCGCCCAGCGCGAAUUUCAUGGGGCAGUUGAGGAUUUUCGAGCGCGUCAACCGACACGUGGGGGCGUCGCAGCGCACGGAGGGUCGCUCCCUGCGCGCAGCCGGCAUCCACGAGCGAGCGGCGCAGCGCCGUGCCGGCGAGCUGCAGGAGCUGGCGGAGGGGCAGGUUGCUGUGGCCGCGAGGCUUCUGCGCUUGGCCGACAGGCAAGCCGGUUACGCGGAGCUUUCCGAGACGCGGAUGGAGCUUCAGGAGGCGCCUCCGGAGCCUGCCGCGGCGCUGAGGCUGCAGAGCUUCGCCCGCGGCGGCGCGGCCCGACGGGAGGCGCCGCUCCUGCGGCCGCGAGCUCCCCCGGCCGAGGCAGCCGCGGGCGCGGAGGAGGCGAUCCGGUGCCUGUCCCGCGGCGUCGCCGAGCUCCGGAGGCUGCGGCAGGAGGCGCGAGCAGCAGAGGAGGAGCUUGGGCAGCGCGCGCCCGUCCAGGCCCAGGGCAGUGACCGUGGCCAUGCGACCGGAGGCAUCUGCGAGGGAGAGCAGCUGGACCUCACGCACGCGGCCGCUGCGAUCCAGCGCCUGGAGAGCCUGCUGGCACGUGGGGGCGCGGCCCAGGCAGAGAUCCGAAAACUGCAGGAGGAGGCACGGGGGUCAGAGGAGGCCCGCGCCAGAGCCGAGCUUCUCGUGGCGGAGGAGCGCAGGCAGCGCGCAGCCGUCCAGAGCCGAGGUCUGGCUCGUGGCCGCGCUGCUCAGGACACCUGCGAGGCCGCGCGGGAGCAACGCCGGCGCAGCUCGAGCGCGGCCGAGGCGAUGCAGCGCCUGGCACGCGGGCGCGCGGCCACGGAGGAGGCCCGCGGGCCGCGAGAGGAGGCCGGAGCGGCAGCGGAGGCCCGCAGCAGAGCCGAGCGCUCCGCGCUGGCGGGGCGCAGGCAGGGCGCGGCAGUCCGGAUCCAGAGCGGACUUCGGGGUCGCGCCGCACGGGCCAUCUGCCAGGGCCUGCGCGAGGACAGGCUGGCGCUGGAGGCGCAGCUGGAGCGCAGGAAGCGCGCGGCCGAGGCGAUCCAGGGCCUUGCACGAGGCAUGGCUGCUCGAGGGGCAGUCCGGAGGCUCCGACAGGAGGCCAGAGCAGCGGAGGAGGCGUCCACCACCAGGGCUGAGCGGGCUGCCAUGGAGGAUCGCCGGCGCAGGGCGUGCGCGGCCGAGGCAAUCCAGCGCCUGGCGAGGGGCCGCAUCGCCCGGGCAGAGGCCCGAAGGCUCCGAGAGGAGGCAGCGGCAGCAGCAGAGGCCCGCGCCAGGGUCGCGCUGGCGGCGCGGAAGCUCCAGGAGCGCCGGUGGCGUGCGGCCGUCCAGAUCCAGAGCGUGGUGCGUGGCCGCGCGGCCCGGGCCGUCUGCGCCGCAGCGCGAGGGCGGCGGCGAGCGGAGCUGCUGGGGCGGCGCCGGGCGUCCGCGGCCGAGGCGAUCCAGCGGCUCGCACGGGGGGGCGCCGCUCGGGCAGAGGCCCAACGACUGCGAGAGGAGGCCAGAGCAGCAGAGGAGGCCCGGAUUCGAGCCGAGCGUGCCGCGCUGGAGGAGCGCAGGGAGCGCGCAGCAGUGCGGAUCCAGGGCGGACUGCGAGGCCGUGCGGCACGGGCCAUCUGCCAGGGCCUGCGGGAAGACAGGCUGGCGCUGGAGGCGCAGCUGCGGCGCAGGGCUCGCGCGGCCGAGGCAGUCCAGCGCUUCGUGCGCGGGGCUGCUGCUCGAGUGGAAGUCCGGAGGCUCCGAGAGGAGGCCAGAGCAGCAGAGGAGGCCCGAAUCAGUGCCGAGCGUGCCGCGCUGGAGGAGCGCAGGGAGCGCGCAGCAGUCCGGAUCCAGAGCGGACUGCGAGGCCGCGCCGCACGGGCCAUUUGCAAGGGCCUGCGGGAAGACAGGCUGGCGCUGGAGGCACAGCUGCGGCGCAGGACUCGCGCGGCCGAGGCAGUCCAGCGCUUCGUGCGCGGGGCUGCUGCUCGAGUGGAAGUCCAGAGGCUCCGACAGGAAGCCAGAGCAGCAGAGGAGGCCCGAAUCAGUGCCGAGCGUGCCGCGCUGGAGGAGCGCAGGGAGCGCGCAGCAGUCCGGAUCCAGAGCGGACUUCGGGGCCGCGCCGCACGGGCCAUCUGCCAGGGCCUGCGGGAAGACAGGCUGGCGCUGGAGGCGCAGCUGCGGCGCAGGGCUCGCGCGGCCGAGGCAGUCCAGCGCUUCGUGCGCGGGGCUGCUGCUCGAGUGGAAGUCCGGAGGCUCCGAGAGGAGGCCAGAGCAGCAGAGGAGGCCAGGGCGUGCGCGGCGGAGGCGAUCCAGCGCCUGGCGCGCGGGGUGGCCGCUCAGGCGGAGCUACAGAGGCUGCAGGAGGAGGUGCGAGAGGCACCGGCCGGAACGGGCGCGGGGGCGGAGCCGGGCAGCCCGCAUGAGGAGCGGCGGGCGGUGGAGGACGCGCCCGCCUCCCCCGCCUGGGCCCCGCGCCUCACCGACGAGUCCCUGGCGCGCCUCUUCCGCGACGCCGUGGCGGAGGAGCGCGGCCGGCUGCGGGGCGCCGCCCCGCCGGCGGGCCCCGCCUCCCCGGCGGGCAGCCCCGGCCCC